UCAAUGAUCCAUACAGGACUAUUUCCUCUACCUCUAAUCUGGUUCAGAGAGGCUAUCCCUGGCCUUGGCCUACACGAUCUCUGGUUAUCCAUAUCUAAUGGAAUCCCUGUGAUAACCCCCCUGAAUGUAGGGAAUCAGAGAAGGUGGUCACUCUGGUCCUGACUAAUGUAUUGUUUGUUGAGUCCUGUGUGGCUCAGUUGGUAGAGCAUGGCACUUGCAGUAGUCCCUUUUUAAUGCUUUAGUUUUGAUGUGUUGGAUAUGCUGUUUCACAUAAUGCUUCAGUUGUCCUGUAUACUGUAUGCCACCUCUGCAGAGAUGUCCACAGGCAUGGCUGCUCUGACAGUGGGCUGUGACUCAGGGGAGGGACCUGGGCUCCCUGUCCCGUGUGCAGCUCCUGGACCGGGCGGACCCUGUGGAGCCCCACUGGCUCGCUGGUCAGGACAUGUACUCCCCAACAGAAGACGGAACAAAAGGCCACACAGCGGCGCUCCGAGCCAGAAGACCUCUCAGUCCAACGCUGUAUACUACAGGCCCCAUCCCAGACCAGGGGGUUCCAGUGAAGGAGGAGCCUGGUUGCCCUGUUCGUGGGGAGCGAGGCUGGGCUUCCACAGGGGCCAGGAGAAGGCCCGGGUUGCUGGAGUGCAUAAUGAGGGAGAAGGAGUGAAAAUGGGAGGCGAGAAAGACAAAGGUGCUAAACAUCUACUCCAGACUCCAGGACAGCGGGCCCCUCCAGCCCAGCCGCAACAGGGGCCCCUCCAGCCCAUCCGCAACAGGGGCCGCUCCAGGUUUGAAGACUUCGACUUCUUGGCAAAGUAUUGCAUUUUCAGCCAGGAGAAGCUGGCAGAAUACAAAAGGGCUUUUGAAGCGAUCCUGGAGAUGGUGGAUUUCAGGGUGACAGAUGGACUUACAGACCUGAGGCUCUUUGCUGUGAUUGCGAGCCUGGCGCAGAAAAUAGCUACCAUGGACAGCUGUUCCUGUUCCUGCUGGAGGUGCAGACAGGGGGUGCUGUGGCCCAGCAGGGCUGUAUCAGCGCAGAGCAGCUCCUGGUGGAGCUAAAGGCUGGGGGCAUCCGACCAGAACGAGAAGAAGCCAUCAAACAGGAGCUCCGAUACAUCAGCUCCCUGGACCUGCUGGACUUCCUGGCGUACCAGCCCCUCUUCGUCCUAAUCCACAACUCGGUCAUCGCCAACCCACUGGA
Oncorhynchus gorbuscha (pink salmon) is the source of this 1198-nucleotide messenger RNA. RefSeq lists its product as uncharacterized. NCBI's taxonomy places the organism in Eukaryota, Metazoa, Chordata, Actinopteri, Salmoniformes, Salmonidae. Bases 259 to 1056 code for a protein of 265 amino acids. The record is from RefSeq and is a predicted model, not a curated record. The transcript has 5 exons.